Fusarium coffeatum is the source of this 1254-nucleotide messenger RNA. RefSeq lists its product as uncharacterized. Lineage: Eukaryota; Fungi; Ascomycota; Sordariomycetes; Hypocreales; Nectriaceae. The transcript is spliced from 6 exons. The record is from RefSeq and is a predicted model, not a curated record. Bases 1 to 1254 code for a protein of 417 amino acids.
AUGUCUCUUACUUCCACUGAAACUCUUAUGAAUGGGGAGGACACUUCUGGCUAUGACAAUGCGGCCAAAGUCUUCCUGCUCGGUGGUGACCCCAAAGCCAACAUCGACAAGUUGGACCCCUCCGACCCUGCAAACACUUUCAUUCUUAAUUCUGAAGACUUUGUCAAUCUUCAGAAGUAUGUCCGUGCUUGCACUGUUCUUCCUUCUUCAGAGCAGUUGUUUGAAGCCGAGUAUUCUAAGGAGAAUCUGAAAAAGUUUUUCGAUUCUGAUGACACCUUGUACGAUUAUAUGAAGAUCGUCCUUCCACGAAUGCACAAGAGAGCCAAUGAGUUCCAAAUCGAUACCAUCGAACCAAUGAUCACCCUUGGAGGUCGCAUUGGCAACUUUGCCAAAGACUCGGGAAAGUACAUUGAAACAAUUGUCGCGAGUCUUAUGAUCAUGGGCGAGCCUGGAAUGGUGAGAGGCAGUCUUAAAUUUGACGCCGCAAAGAGGAAGGUUGACACAUUGCUCGAUCGACUGACCGUGCAUGCGAAAGAGGUCGAAGACAAGUGUGGUGAGAUGUUUGACAAGCUCUCCAAGUACAAAACGGACACGGAGAACGAAGAUCUAAAGGAUAUUCUUGAAAUUGACAGACGCCUGAAGAAGAUCAUUCCAGAUGAAGAAGCAAAAAAGAGCAAAGUGCAGAAGUUAAUCGACGAGGCCAAGUAUCUUGUGGACGGCGCAAGGCUCAUGCUGGAAGCCGAGGCGGAAAAGGCUCGUGAGGCAGGCAGGCUGAAGUGGUACCACUACAUUCCUGUCGUUGGCACGAUCCUCUUGAUUGUGGAUAUCAUCAAGCACAGAGGAUUAGUGAACUCUCUUAACGAACUUAAUGAAAAAUAUCAGCUGGAGAGGAAGAAAGGAGAGAACGCUAUUGAAUCGAUUACUGCUGCCUCCCAUCAACUUGAUUCUCUCACGUCAGAGAUCAAAGGCGUAACAGACACAAUUAACAAUGCUUUGCAGGCCGUAGGGAAGAUGCAGAAAACCUUUGGAGCCCUCCAAACCAUGUUUCAGGAUAUCAAGAAGAAGUUGACGAACGUCAACAGUGAUGUUAAUGAUGAGAUGGCUUUUGAUUACGAUCUUCCCAUGGAUGACCUUAAAGACUCUGCAGAAACCUGGAAGCGGGUUCAUAUCUUGUCUCAGGUUUUCCAGAGCACUGGCCUUGUCGUUGACGCAAAGGAUGCGCCUGGGCAAGCAGAAGAUGAAAAGGCAACGUGA